GUAGACAUGUCCAUUCUUAGAAUUUAACCAACUCCCUAUGCUGAAGCACCUAGCUUGCUGCAGCAUAUGAGAAUUGAUGAUAAUCCACUGAAUCUCUAAUCUGGCAUUACUCUGCUACCUCUACACUGAGUAACAAACCAUUUCAUGGUCGACUAUCUGCGGCUAUCCAACACGCAGAACUGGCUUCGCGCUCCUCAGCUAUACUUAGUAGUCUGGGAUAUGCUAUCAUGAACCACGCGGUUUGAGAUGACCUCCCAGAUUUUGCAGACAGAGCUAUCAAAUUUGAUACAUGAAUCAAAGAGGAAGAACUCUGAACUGCGCAAUGCAGCCGAGCAAUCUAUCAGUGACCUGAAGGCAUUGCCUUCGACAUCGGAAGCUCAAUUGACAGCUGAUCUGAUACGGAGACCAAACUUUGUUACCCCGUUCAUUCUUUCCUGUCACACUCGCAAUGCAAGGCUCGCGGCUAUUGGUGUCUCCUGUCUGCAACGGUUGGCGACGUCACGGGCAUUUCCUGCUGAGCGACUGAAAGACGUUCUAGCUGGGCUGCGGGAGACCACGAGUUUGAAUUUGGAUGUCCAGCUGAAGAUACUUCAGACGCUACCGUCUCUUUUGCACAGUUACUCUGAAGAAUUGAGCGGAGAGCUUCUUGCAGGCACAUUGGAAAUAUGUGCAAUUUUGCAAGCUAGCAAGACAGCUGCAGUCUCGAAUACUGCGGCUGCCACACUACAGCAGUUAGUAAUUUCGGCAUUUGAUAAGGUCGUGGAUGAAGAUAGGAAACCGCCUGGCUCAAUACCGACGGUAAUCGUCAGGGUCGAGGGAGAGCAAUUGACCAUAGGACUUGCUGCUUACGAUGCUUUACGAAUUCUGGACGAUCUCUGCCGUCUGGUGGAAGGGGAGAGAGCAGACUUUCUCCAGGUUAAAUCUCUUCCGGCGACUUUUGUUCUAGAGCUCAUUGAAGGUAUUUUGUCCAAUAGCGGCCGUCUCUUUCAUGCACAUCCAGAGCAGACACAAGUGCUGCGGAACCGUCUGAUGCCCUUGACCGUGAGGUGUUUCUCAGAGAGACAGUCUUUCGCUCAGACCGUUAGGGUUGCACGCAUUUUACUUAUUCUUCUGAAACGGCAUAUGGCUCUUUUGGUUGCUGAGUGUGAAAUGGCCCUGGGUCUCCUGAUUCAUCUUUGCGAACCUGAUGGAUCCGCACCUUGGAAGAGAGUCCUUUGCAUGGAGAUAUUUCGUGGAUUGCAUGCAGAACCGGGGAUUAUCCGUUCGAUCUACUUAUUAUACGACGCGAAUGAUAAGCGAAAGGAUAUCUUAAAAGAACAUAUGGCGUCAUUUGUUCGAUUGGCUUCUGAAAAGCCUUCGCUGAUAGGUGUCAGUCACCAGUCCACUAUUCCAUCUGGGAUCCAACACUCAAGAUCAAAGACAGAGGAUCAAAUCACUCUUGAAGCUGGUGGUGUGGCGGGAGUGAUUGGCACCGCGGUAAGUUCAGCGGAUGAGAAUGUUUCGGGAAUCAGCAACCAGUGGAGUAUCGUUCGCACUCCUUACAUUGAGCUUCUCGACAAGACGGAUGCGCCAUCCCCCCCGGAGACGUACAUUUACAGUCUUGUGCUUAACUGUAUUAGUUCCUUUUCUGAAGGCCUGGCAAAGUUCAUCCUUCCGUUAACCGUUCCCGACCUAAAGGGAAAGAAGAAGCGCCGUGGAUCUUUAUCAAAGAAGAGCUCCGUUCCAGUCAAUCCCUUGGAUCUAGAUGCACAUCCUCAGUUGGAAGCCAUCAAGGCCUGUGCGGGUAUCAUCGAUUCAUGUUGGCCUGCAGCCCUUGCGACCUGUUCAACCUUCCUGUAUGCGGCACUGGACCCAGAUUUCUAUCAUAAUCUAGUCCGGUCUUUCCAAAAGCUGACACAUGUCGCUGGGUUACUUCGGCAAUCCACCCCUCGGGAUGCUUUCCUCACAACACUCGCGAAAGCAGCCAUGCCUUCGGAUGCUGCCAGCUCGAAGGCUGCCGGGCCUUUCAGCAUAGCUGGGACCGAAUCAUAUGCUGGAGAAAGGAAAAAGUCCGUUAGUGAAUUUACAGAUGGUGCUUCUACUCCCGUUGCGACUCCUGGAGGCUCUUUGGACACUACUGCUGUAUCUCUAAGCACUCGAAAUCUCUUGUGUUUGCGGGCCCUGCUGAACCUGGGGAUUGCUCUAGGACCAACGCUGGAUCGGGCAGCGUGGUCUAUUGUCCUUGAGACCCUUCAACGGGCAGACCUGGUCAUGAGCGUGUCUGCUGUAGUUGCCACAAAACAAGCUGCAGCUGCAAACAACAAUGACGAAAACGCCGCUAGUUCUGGAACUGACGUCCCAAAGGCCAAUUUUGGAGCGGAAAUUAUCGCCGUGCAAACGGCAGCUGCAAAGCUGUUUGAAAGUACGGGAGACUACCCGGACAAUUCAUUUGAGGAUAUGCUUACUGCUCUCCUUAAGCUCUCUAAUGACAGCGAGGACGGCAUUCCUGACACGGGACCGGGCAAACCAUCUCCUUCUCCCCAGUCUCCAUCUCCUGCUCGGCGUACGGGACGGAUCCAUCAGAGCACACGCAGUAUCUCAAUGACCUUCGGAAAAGCCAAAGUACAGGAAGACGAACUGAGAUUCGUCCUGGAGAAGGUGGAAGAGCUGACUGUGGCAAACCUGGCUCGCCUUUCCUCCCCCGAUGGAGAUAAAGGCGGACGUUCUUGGUGUAUUUUGACUGAUUACCUUAAGUUGGUCCUCGUGAACGGGGAUAUCAACCUUGCUUUAAGGUUGAGGGCGAGUAGGGUACUCAACAAUGUUAUCUUCCAGACAAUGAAACCCGAAAAUCAAGAUGAUAUCUCUCUGAGGAAUCAGAUACAACUGAGAAAUCUGGAAGCCCUCAAAUCACAAGUGACUUCCCUCUAUGCAUGGAGAACACGCCUUCCAGGCUCUUCUCAAGCUGCCGAUAUAGACGUCCAUGAGCAGGCUCUGGAGACAUUGAAGUCUAUUCUCGAACAGUAUGGGGAGAGUUUUGUUGUCGGAUGGGAUCUUGUCUUUGACCUGAUAUCGAGUGUCUUCGAUAAGCCAGACCUUCCCGAAAACGAUGGAGAAAGCACACCGAACAAAGGGAAGUCCCAACCAUUGAAGACAAAAUCGCCGCGGCUAGUCCGCACUGCGUAUAAGUCGCUUCAGCUUGUCGCUUCGGAUUUUCUGUCUCUUCUGCCGGCAUCGUGCUUCUUGGAGCUUGUCGAAUCGUUUUCGAAGUUUGCAUCCCAAGAUGAAGAUUUCAAUAUUUCACUCACCACGACCUCCUUCUUCUGGAAUGUUUCCGACUUCUUACAGGGCCAAAUUGAGCAGUUCUCAAUUGAAACACACGUUGACUCCUCCGCUAGUGAUGAGACUCUCACGAAACUAGCCAAGGAUAGUGAUACGCUUGUUUCUCGAAAUUCGCUAUGGCUCCUGCUACUGUUACGGAUCGUCGACCUGGCAACCGACUCUAGGUUAGAAAUCCGGAAUAGUGCUAUUCGUACGCUUCUGCGGAUAUUCGACGCGUACGGACAACAGCUUUCUCCUAGGGCUUGGCACCUAUGUCUGAAUAGAGUGCUUUUUGUGAUGUUCGAAGAUAUUGAAUCAAAGAUGUUGGAAGUGACCAAUGCGUCUAGUCCGGCCCACUCUGAGGAAAGCCAGUGGAUGGAAACAGCUGUGGUCAUGGUGAAAGGGUCUUCCAAUUUGAUUGCUGGGUUUUUCGAUACAGUCGUGAAAGAUGAUCAUUUUGAUCAGUCGUGGGAACGACUGGUUCAACAUUUCGGAGUUUUGCUCAAAGUUAAAUUACUGGAGCUGAGUGAAGCAAUCUUCUCGGGUGUUUCGGAAAUCCUCGCCCGUGCCCAGGAUUCUGAGACGCUUAGCAAGGGAGCUGUCGAACGCGCAUGGGAUCUUUGGGUUGUCGGUCACCCUGCUCCUGACGGGGACCCGUUAGACCUGGAUAACCCCAAUCAAGACGCCCUGCUAGCAUAUCUACGGUCAUUCCAGCAGAUAUAUCGCCUCUUCAAGGAUGAGCUGUCCGAUGAGCGCAUUGAGCAGGUCCUCAAGAAUUUGCGAGCCAGUGUUUGGAAUUCAGUAUGCUCACGAUAUUCGGUGGACACGGACCAUCAGUCGACACUCCAGGCUCACGUCAUAGAUUGUCUCAAAGUGGUAUGUGUGGAAAAGGAGAGCUCUCAACCAGCUGUCGUUCAAUACCUUGCGGAGUUUGCCGAUUCUGCCCUGUCUCAAUGGUCGCCAGACAGAGACAAGAGUAGACCGAGCUUCGUCGCGUUUUCGAAGAACGCUAUAGAACUCCUUAGCUGGUAUAUCGCAGACUUUGGGAUCAAGAGGGACAUAUUCACGAAUGGUUCUUUGAGCACCGCACUGGAGCACUUGGCACACCAGAUAGCCCGGAAGUAUGAAUGGCAGGGCAAAGAUCGCGAACCCACACUGUGGCAGAAAUCAACAACCGCCGCAUUGAAUAUCUUGCAAGUUGCCGUACCAUACGUUGAGAAGCAAUAUGAAUCUGCCGACCCUCUUCAAGUCGCACGAUUCUGGGGAUGCGUGGUAAAUAUUGCUCAGGGGAUUGUGUCCGGUGGAAUCGAGAUGGGGCCUGAUUUGACCAUUGAGAGAAUCCUUUCCGACGAAGCCUUUGAUAUCAGUGCCUUCAACCGUCUAAUAUCCCUCGUGAUCCCAUCUCUCGGAGCCUCCAUUAUUCCGGACGAGCACCGUCGAGAUUUCGUACGGGCAAUUUUCCGCUCGUCGCUCAUUUAUCCCCCACAGCGGCUCGAUCUCCCUCGAGGAUCCGCGCUGGACGAACCGCUGCGCGAUCUAUACAAGGUCCGUCCUGGACGUACAUUUGACGCGGCACCUACACACCGCUCGAAAAUAGCCUAUGUACUCAUAGACACGCUCUUUGACCUCGCAUCUGCCUGCCACGUGCAAGACGACGACAACCACACGGCCCAGGAGGCCGAUCCUCGUCGCGUCUCCAUCGCACGCUCCAUCUCUCCCUUCCUGAUCCUGCGCUGUGCCAUCUCCAUUAAAUCUUACAUCGCUGACCAGCCGCUGCGUGGUCUGAUGCCACAGCCCACAUCUGCACGGCGAGAGCUGCUCCAUCUCCUGCACCACCUACUCGAGCUGAACAGCGAACCAGCCGCGAUCCCAGACGCCCCCGCCUUCUCUCCCCCUUCUCAAUCCUCAUCUCCAAGAGCUAGUCAGAAGAAACACCUCGGCUGGAUGUAUCCACUUGUUGUGAAAGCCAUCCAAGUAGCGGGGAAGGAGAGAGAAGACGGCAAAGUCCUCGAAGCGCUAGGUAAAAUUCUACAGGAAGUCAGCUUAGUAGAAGAGGAAGCAGCAGAUUCGGAGUAAAAUGGAGGAGAAAAAACAUGUGCGUGUGUGUAUGUGUGUGUAUGUGUGUGUAUGUCUGUCUGUCUUUGUAACAAAAAACAGGAGUAGAUCAAAGAAAGACGGCCUCGUUUUGUUCUUAUAAUGUAAUGAAGUGUGAAGC
Molecule: messenger RNA, 5512 nt
Organism: Paecilomyces variotii
Lineage: Eukaryota; Fungi; Ascomycota; Eurotiomycetes; Eurotiales; Thermoascaceae
Exons: 6
Coding region: 247-5373 (1708 amino acids)
Source: RefSeq, a predicted model, not a curated record